Messenger RNA from Fusarium redolens, 685 nucleotides. RefSeq lists its product as uncharacterized. NCBI's taxonomy places the organism in Eukaryota, Fungi, Ascomycota, Sordariomycetes, Hypocreales, Nectriaceae. The coding region runs from base 233 to 466 and encodes 77 amino acids. The transcript has 3 exons. The record is from RefSeq and is a predicted model, not a curated record.
CUUCCCUUGCGUGACCAGCCAAGCGACUUGCAUUGCCUGUCAAUGGUUCAUAUGGUCAGCGAGCAUCAACACAUCACCAAAUCCACCUUGACUUGAAGCGCCUUUCGUCCGAGGCUUUAUAAACCGGAUUCACUCUUUGACAAGUCUUACGACCGAGAUUUACCAUUUAACCUUGUCACCUAUUCUGUCAGCCUAAUAACAUCCCGCAAAAAGACAAUUUUCAGGUUCUAAGAUGAACAUCGAGGCCAUCGUCGCCAUCCUCACAUUGGUAGUCGCCCUGCCCCCGACAGUUUAUAUCAUCAACAAGUGGUACAAAAGAGCCAGAAACAGAACCCCUUUGCUUCCAUCAACCCACUCACAUAGGGAUAUGAGGCCAGUGAGACGCCAGUCGCGUCUCCUCUACUCUAUGACAGAUCAGGCUGUUAUUUUAGGCCUUCAACUAGAAGAGGGAAUGCUGUACGAGUAAACUCAAUCGAUUGGACUAUUGAGUUAAGGUUCUUUCCCUGAGGCUAUGUAUUGAUGCCGUGUGAUUCUGAAACGCUGCUGCAUUGAAAAACAGUUCUGUUAUUGCUAGUCCACUAUUGCUCAAGAUGCAUGCGCUUCAUCACAACAGCAAACUCUACAACUAUAACUGGCCUUGACCAGACAGCGGCUAAUAGGCAGACAGGUGUUGAACCAAAGGACC